AUGGUAUUAUCAGACUACCUCGCCAGCAAGUAUCUAUCUGCAGACCAGAAGCCAGCGAAAAAGCGCAAGCGAAAGGAAGCAAAGGGGGAAGGACUCACGAUCGCCGAGGACGAUGCAAACGACUGGACGCGGCCAAAAGGCGAAGAAGAUGACGAUGAUGCGCCGGUUGUGGUCGGCAACACCUUAUCUGGAGGUCUAAACAAGCCCAUGAAAAAGACCAAUUGGGUCAAAGUGGGUGUAGCAGCGCCCAAGGAUGCAGAUCAAGCAGCAGCAGAUGCGAUUCUGGCCGAUGCUCAAGCAGAGUCGGCGCAGCGAGCACAAGACGAUGACGAUGCUCCGGCUGUGGUAGAGGAGGAGGAGGGACCUACGAUGGCUUCUGGGGCCAUGGCUGGGCUACAAAGUGCAGGGCAAGUGACCACGUCACUGAAGAGGAAAGAGAGGCAGGAGCGUAAGGCUAUGCAGGAUGCUGGGCUGGAUCCGACAGGCAAGGCGCAGGAUACGAUAUAUCGUGAUGCGUCUGGUCGUAUCAUCAAUGUUGCCAUGAAAAGGGCAGAGCUUCGAGCCAGGGCUGAAGAAGAGGACCGGAAGCAGGCAGAAGAGCUCGAGGCAAGAAAGGGCGAUGUACAGAGACGAGAGAAAGAAGAGCGGAAACGUGAUCUCGAGGAUGCGAAAGUCAUGGGUGUGGCAAGAUACGCAGACGACGAGAAGCUGAAUUCUGAGCUGAGAGAGCGGGAAAGGUGGAAUGAUCCUAUGGCUCAGCUGCUAGCGACAAAAACGACAACGAGUAAGGGUGGCAAGAGUAAGAGUAGCGGAAAGAGCUAUCAAGGUGCUUUCGAGCCGAAUCGAUAUGGGAUACGGCCUGGCUGGAGAUGGGAUGGUGUGGAUCGCGGUAAUGGGUUUGAGAGGAAGUGGUUUGCUGCUCGCAACAAGGCUAAGGAUCGGGCUGAUUUGGAGUAUCACUGGCAGAUGGACGAAUGA
Messenger RNA from Recurvomyces mirabilis, 978 nucleotides. RefSeq names its product Pre-mRNA-splicing factor cwc26 (gene CWC26). The transcript has a single exon. Gene Ontology annotation, molecular function: RNA binding. The record is from RefSeq and is a predicted model, not a curated record. The coding region runs from base 1 to 978 and encodes 325 amino acids. Gene Ontology annotation, biological process: mRNA splicing, via spliceosome. NCBI's taxonomy places the organism in Eukaryota, Fungi, Ascomycota, Dothideomycetes, Mycosphaerellales, Teratosphaeriaceae. Gene Ontology annotation, cellular component: RES complex; U2-type spliceosomal complex.